AUGCAUCACAGAACGAGCCAAGACCGGAUCGAGAGAAGGGAUCGGCUAACUGUGCUAACGCCGCUAUCGCCUUUGAAGACACAAUUGGUUUUCGCGGCUUGUUUGAUGGAGUUAUCUGGACGUGAGGAUCGUGUUCCAGAGGUCAGGAGCUCCCCUGGGGUGGCGGCGGGGCGACAGAAGGGCAACGGUCAGUGCUUUUUCUCGCACCUGCCGACCGGGGCCUCCUACAGACAGGUGUUCCGGGUGACCAAAGAUGACCCAGAGCGAGAUGCAAUCAUGAAGGGACCAGUCAAGCAGCCAUAA
This is a messenger RNA of Knipowitschia caucasica, 303 nucleotides long. The record is from the annotation of a GenBank genome assembly. Lineage: Eukaryota; Metazoa; Chordata; Actinopteri; Gobiiformes; Gobiidae.